AUGGACGAGCAGCCUGUCCCAAGUGGACUCUCCCGGCCUGAAUCGAAGAAUCCAACGCCGGAGCGAAAUAUCACGCUCAAGCCUCUACCUCUACCGGAUAGAAAGAAGAAGAAGACGAAAGCCGCCCCACAGCCUCAAAGAGAUGGAAAGGCAGGUCCCGAGAAGUCAAAGAACGGCACGGGUCGCUCGACGAGAGCCGUGCUGUCGAGUGGAAUCCGCAAGGCAGCAAGCAGAAGGGUUGUCCUCGCUUCCUAUUCAAUGAUCACGCGAGCGAAGCGCAGAUCUUUGCCUCUGGGGUACAAACAUUCCAAUUUGUAA
Messenger RNA from Fonsecaea monophora, 318 nucleotides. RefSeq lists its product as hypothetical. Lineage: Eukaryota; Fungi; Ascomycota; Eurotiomycetes; Chaetothyriales; Herpotrichiellaceae. Bases 1 to 318 code for a protein of 105 amino acids. The transcript has a single exon. The record is from RefSeq and is a predicted model, not a curated record.